AAUAGUGUACACAGCCUCAAAGGGGCGGAAGAUAUACAAGAAAGUUAAAUAAAGGCGAAAAGCUGGCGGACUCUUACGCAAUGGACGAUGACUGCGAGGACACAGCCAGCACGGCGUGGUGUCCGGGCUCGCGCUACCGGCCCGAGCCGCCCGACACCCUCGCCAAGGCCAGCCACUUCACCGCCCACGAGAUCAAGCUCAUGUACCGGGGGUUCAAGCAGGAAUGCCCGACUGGUGUGGUGGACGAGGAAUCCUUUAAGAACAUCUUCUGUCAAUUCUUUCCUUUAGGAGAUGCCACUCAAUACGCUCACUUCGUUUUCAACACCAUGAAGCCAAAGCAGAGAGGGAAACUUAAUUUCGAGGAAUACCUGGAGACCCUCUCCCGCGUGGCUCGCGGGUCUCGUCAGGAGAAGCUAUCCUGGGUGUUUGCGCUGUACGACGUGGACGGUGACGGGCGGAUCUCCCGCAGCGAGAUGCUGGCGGUGGUGCGAGCUGUGUACGAGCUGCUUGGCCGAGCUGCUGCACCGCCGGUACACAAGGCGGCUGCGGAGGACCAUGUGGAUAGGAUCUUCCAUCUCAUGGACACCAACGCGGAUGGAGUGGUGACACCAGACGAGCUGGCUCGCUGGUGCUCUCGAGACCCCGCCCUGCUCCACUCCCUGGACACGCUUGACACAAUUUUGUGAUCCCAAUUUACGCCGGACCAUACUGCCGACGUGAACACAACUAAUCCUGAACCUUUGCCGAUCAAAUCCACCGAUUCCACCAAAUCCUCUGAGUCUGUUAGGUCAUCUAUCAAGUCUUCCUCGUCUGGGAGAAUUGUGACUGCGACUAUCCGCCAUGCUGCUCCUAAAUCUGUCGUUCAAACGCCCACGUUUUCUCCUGUCAGAGGCAGGAAGUUGUCUACACCACCGCCACCACCACCACGAUCUUCUAGAAGGAGUGUCGACUCGCAAGCAUCGAGCUCGUCUAUGAUGUCUGGCAGUCCAGCCCCGCCCGUGCCAGUGCGUACUACUGCUGCUGUCACCGAAGAGGUACCUUCAAGAAGAAGCAAAAGAAGAUCUAGCAGAGCCUCGCCACCACAUCCACGGUGAACAAUGAGUUCUAACGCCAUACACAUAGGGAACAAAAUCGAAUGAUACUUCUUCAAGGGUGUUAGAAUAAGCUGUCCUUCUUGUUAGUUCUUCUAUUCUAAGGGCAUAUUUCACCACUUGCUGAUAAAAUGCCGGAUGGGCUAUCUACAACUUUUUUGACAGAUUCUCCAUUCUCUAUCUGUCAAGUUAAAUGGUGGAUAGCAUAUCCGACACUUAUCAGGAAGUGGUGAAACAGGCCCUUAGAGUUCAGAUAUUUAUUUGGUAUUCUAGUUUUUUUA
Aricia agestis (brown argus) is the source of this 1372-nucleotide messenger RNA. Its product is annotated as Kv channel-interacting protein 4-like. The transcript has 8 exons. The record is from RefSeq and is a predicted model, not a curated record. Gene Ontology annotation, molecular function: calcium ion binding. Bases 81 to 686 code for a protein of 201 amino acids. Lineage: Eukaryota; Metazoa; Arthropoda; Insecta; Lepidoptera; Lycaenidae.